AUGCUCUCUUUUAUUUUUGUCUUCUUGGUCCUAAAACUUCCUUUCCUUUUCUGCAGUUUGACUGAUCCCAAGUGCUUUUUGAGAACAAAAGACAAGAAAAACAAGGAUGGAGAUAAGGAAGUUGAUUGUUUCUUUUCUAUUUAUACUAAAAGUGGAUAUAUAAAAAAUGAUCACUUUGGCGGAAAUCUAGACAAGAAGUUGACAACUAAGAACAUCCACUUGAUUUUAUCUCUUUAUUAUGCCAUUGAAGAUAUCAAUAGGAAUCCUUACAUUUUACCCAAUAUGUCACUGUUAGUUAAAGUUGAAUGUAACUUAUUGGCUAAAAAGAGUAAAAUCAUUUUAUCAUCCAAAAGAGGUGAUUAUUUUCCUAACUAUGACUGUAGAAACCAGAGGAGAUAUUUAAUUGUCCUUACAGGACCAAUGUGGUUACCAACUGCCAUGUUUGGACCACUCCUGUACAUCUCCAGAACUCCAGAGCUUUACUAUGGGCCAUUUCAUCCUCUCCUCACCAGCUAUGACUACUUUCCCUAUCUGUACCAGAUGGCUAACAAGGACAAAUCUAUAGUUAUUGCCAUGGUGUCUUUGGUGAUCUAUUUCAGCUGGAACUGGGUAGGACUGAUCAUUUCAGACGAUGACCAAGGACUUCAAUUUGCCUCUGAACUGAGAGAAGAGAUGCAAAUACGCAGCAUCUGUUUAGCCUUUAUUACUAUUAUCACAUAUGACAUAAAAUUAUUCUUUAAAAUGGCUGAUAUGUAUUAUAAUCAAAUCAUGAUGUCUUUAGCAAAAGUGGUCAUCGUUUAUGGAGACAAAGACUCUCAUCUACAACUGAACUUUAGAUUAUGGCAGUUUUUAGACAUUCGGAGAAUCUGGGUCACUACCUCACAAUGGGAUAUGAUUACAAGUGAUGGAAAAUUCCUCUUCAACUCCUUCCAUGGGAUAAUCAGCUUUUCACAUCAUUAUUCUGAAGUGGCUGGUUUUAGGAAAUUUAUACAGAGAAUGCACCCUUCAAACUACAGUAACACUAAUUCUCUUGCUAAGUUAUGGUGGUUGAAUUUUAAUUGCUCUUUGUCAUCAUCUAAUUGUAAGAAAGUGAAGAAUUGUUCAGAAAAGCAGCUUCUGGAAUGGUUAUCCAGGUACCAGUUUGAAAUGUCCAUGAGUGAUGUAAGUUACAACCUAUACAAUGCUGUUUAUGCUGUGGCCCAUUCUCUCCAUGAGUUACUUCUGCAGCAAGUAGAUACAUGGACAAAUAAUGCUGGGGAAGGACUGGAACUUGAUUCCCUUCAGGUGGUUUCAUCGUUGAAGAAUAUCCAAUUUGUCAAUCCCCUUGGAGACCUAGUGAAUAUGAAUCAGAAAGCCAAGCUGGAUAUAGAGUAUGACAUUUUCUACACAGGAAAUUUUCUACAAAGUUUUGGACUUAAGGUGAAAAUAGGAAAGUUUUUCCAAUACUUGCCACAUCCUCAUCAAUUGCUUAUAGCUGAUGAAAUGAUAGAGUGGGCUACAGAUGUUAGACAGACUCCACCUUCAAUAUGCAGUACACCUUGCAAUCCAGGCUUCAGAAAAUCCCCUCAGGAGGGAAAAGCUGCCUGCUGCUUUGAUUGUACCCCCUGCCCAGAGAAUCAAGUUUCCAACAUGACAGGCAUGGAUUAUUGUUUGAAGUGCCCAGAUGAUCAAUAUGCCAACACAGAAGGAACUCAUUGCAUCUCAAAAAUUGUGACAUAUCUGUCUUAUGAAGACCCCACAGGGAUGGUUCUGGCUAGCUUGGCACUCUGCUUUUCUGCUCUCACAGCUUUUGUAUUUGCUAUCUUUCUGAGGAACCAAGACACUCCCAUUGUCAAAGCCAAUAAUCGAGCUCUCAGCUACUGCCUUCUUAUCUCACUUUUUUAUUGUUUUCUCUGUUCUUUGCUUUUCAUUGGUCAGCCCCAUAGAGCUACAUGCAUCAUGCAGCAGACCACAUUUGCAGUUGUGUUUACUGUUGCUGUCUCUAGUGUCUUAGCCAAGACAAUUACUGUAGUACUAGCCUUUAAGGUCACUGUGCCAGGUAAAAAGAUGAGGUGGCUGCUGGUAUCAGGGGCAUCUAACUUGAUCGUCCCCAUAUGCACCAUGAUUCAAAUUAUUAUAUGUGGAUUCUGGGUGGGAAUUGCUCCUCCAUUUGUUGAUACUUAUGGCCACACUGAACAUGGUCAUAUUUUUAUUGUUUGCAACAAAGGUUCAGUUAUUGCCUUCCACUGUGCCCUAGGAUACUUAGGUUCUAUUGCUCUGGGAGGAUUCAUUGUAGCUUUCUUGGCAAGGAAUCUUCCUGACACAUUCAAUGAAGCCAAGUUCUUGACAUUCAGUAUGCUGGUGUUCUGCAGUGUUUGGAUUACCUUCUUUCCUGUCUACCACAGCACUAAAGGCAAGGCUACGGUCUCUGUGGAAAUAUUCUGCAUCUUGACCUCCAGUGCAGGGUUGCUUCUUUGCAUAUUUGCUCCAAAAUGCUACAUUAUUUUGUUAAAACCCAAGAGAAAAUCUUUUCACAAGUUUACACACACACAUGCUAAAGUUUAA
Acomys russatus (golden spiny mouse) is the source of this 2544-nucleotide messenger RNA. Its product is annotated as vomeronasal type-2 receptor 116-like. Gene Ontology annotation, cellular component: membrane. NCBI's taxonomy places the organism in Eukaryota, Metazoa, Chordata, Mammalia, Rodentia, Muridae. The transcript has 6 exons. Gene Ontology annotation, biological process: G protein-coupled receptor signaling pathway. Bases 1 to 2544 code for a protein of 847 amino acids. The record is from RefSeq and is a predicted model, not a curated record. Gene Ontology annotation, molecular function: G protein-coupled receptor activity.